Vespa velutina is the source of this 2113-nucleotide messenger RNA. RefSeq names its product b(0,+)-type amino acid transporter 1-like. Gene Ontology annotation, biological process: amino acid transmembrane transport. Gene Ontology annotation, cellular component: membrane. The coding region runs from base 434 to 1954 and encodes 506 amino acids. Lineage: Eukaryota; Metazoa; Arthropoda; Insecta; Hymenoptera; Vespidae. Gene Ontology annotation, molecular function: L-amino acid transmembrane transporter activity. The transcript is spliced from 4 exons. The record is from RefSeq and is a predicted model, not a curated record.
CACGUAUUAGUCUCGUUCUGGAUCUCUUCGCGAUAACAUCACGAGUUCUAAGAGAGUUACAUCUAAAAAGCUCUUUAUCGUUCAAAAGACGCGCGACAGUUAUUUUUUUUUCUUUUUUUUUUUUUUUCCUCUCCUUCCUUCCUUCCUUCCUUCCUUCCAUUUAAGGCGAAUUAAUAAUUUCGCCAGAUCCGCGAUAGUGGAACGUGAAAUUAUUCUUAAUUUCUUUUAUCAAUCUUUUUCUACGGGUUUUUCCUUUUUCUUUUUUUUUUUUUUCUUUUCUCUUUUAUUUCCUUUUUUUUUUUUUUUUUUUUUUUUUCUUGCUUUUUUUCCUUUUCUCCUUUUUUCCUUUACUUAAUUCUUUUGUCUUAAUUCUUUUUCAAUCACUAUUUCUUAAAUCACAUCGAUCGAAUUAUAAUUGUUGCAUUGUAUAUAAAUGAACGUGGAGAUUUGUCAACAGUGCUGUUUAUACGAAUUGCAACGUCAACGAUUUGAAAGGAAAAUGGCUAAAGACGAGAAAGGCAACGAGAAGGUCGCUUUGAAACGAGAGCUUGGACUUUUCAGUGCCGUCAGUAUAAUUCUUGCUGUUAUGAUCGGUUCUGGAAUAUUUGUAUCACCGGCCAACGCUUUGGAAAGAUCCGGAUCCGUAGGAUUUUGUUUAAUCAUUUGGAUAACCUGCGGUUUUCUGUCACUAUUGGGUGCUUUGGCAUUUGCGGAAUUGAGUACGGUUGUACCACGUUCCGGUGCGGAAUAUGCUUACUUCAUCGAAGCUUAUGCUCCUCUUCACCAUUACGCUGGACAAAUACCGGCAUUCAUUUGUUCCUGGGUAUACGUUAUACUUCUAAGACCGGCCGAAGUUGCUGUUGUAAUAUUAACGUUCGCUGAAUAUGGUGUACAACCAUUCUCUUAUUACCUUGACGAUUUGCCAAUGGAUUCGAUGGACCGAUUGAAAAAAUUAAUCGCCAUGCUGGCACUUGGCCUGAUUACAUUUACGAAUCUAACGAGUGUUAAACUUUACGUUAAAGUGCAAAAUUCAUUGACGAUAUGUAAAGUUGCAGCUUGUAUUCUUGUAAUAGGAGGUGGUAUAUACUGGUUAAGUACUGGCCAUUUAGAUCUAUUAAAGGAUCCUUUUCGUGGUACAACAACAUCCGCCGGUAACAUAGCAUUGGCCUUUUACAAUGGUCUUUGGGCAUACGAUGGUUGGUCAUCGGCUGCUAUAAUAACAGAAGAAAUUCAAAAGCCAGAGAUCAAUAUUCUCAGGAGUAUAUUAAUAGCUGUACCAAUGAUUACUAUUUUAUAUGUGUCAAUGAAUUUGAUGUAUAUGGCUACAUUAACGAUACCUGAAAUGAUAAGUGCACCUGCCGUUGCCGUUUUAUGGUCCAAAAGAGUACUUCCAAGUUGGUUAGCCUUCGCUAUACCACUUGGUGUUGCUUUCUCUACAUUUGGAUGUGGUCUUAGUAUACAAUUCAGUGUAUCACGAUUGUGUUACGUCGCGGGAAGAGAAGGUCAUGUACCACGCAUAUUCAGUUAUGUACACAUGGAGAAAUUAACGCCAGCGAUAGCUGUAGCGUUUCAAGGAAUACUCACAUUGAUAUGUCUCUUAUUAGGAGACAUUACCGCUUUAAUAGAAUUCGCAAGUUUUCUUACCUGGGUUUUUUAUGGUUUCGCGAUGAUAGCCCUUAUUAUUAUGAGAAGGACUAAACCUAAUGCAUCUAGACCAUAUGCGGUACCUAUUUUUAUACCAUGGUUGGUAUUAUUAAUUGCUAUUUUUCUAGCAAUCAUUCCUAUCGUUUACGAACCAUCAUUCAAAUAUUUGUUCGCCGUUGGAUUCAUUUUGUGUGGUAUAUUCGUUUAUCACGUCUACGUGUAUAAUAAGAAAAAAAGCUCUUUGUUAGCUAAAUCUACGUACCUGAUUCAAGCAUUGAGUUUAGUUGUUGCUCCAGAUAAAGAAGACUGAGCUUUUAUAUUGUAGCCAAUGUACAUAAGUUGGCAACAGCUACUUAUCAUUUUAAAGUGGUUGAAGAUUCUAGGAUAAAUUAUAAAUUUUUUGUCGAUAAAUACUGCUUAUCACUAACACACCUAUUUUUUUUUCUUUUUUUUUUUUUUUUUUUUUUUU